Acanthocheilonema viteae is the source of this 2490-nucleotide messenger RNA. The record is from the annotation of a GenBank genome assembly. Lineage: Eukaryota; Metazoa; Nematoda; Chromadorea; Rhabditida; Onchocercidae.
AUGGCUGUUCGAAAUGCAUACUCACUAUACGACGAACGAUUAAUGUGGGAAUACAUUUUUGAGAGAUUGCAAGAUGGAGAUGAAGCUGCUUCGAAACCGAAGGGUUUAAAGUUAUGGAAGAAAUUUGAAGCCACUCAGAAAACGAACAAAACAGCCUCAUCACUUGCUACACACUUUCGUAAAGCAAUGUACGAUCAUAUCGAAGAAGCCAAGAUACCGGUAGAGCAACAGUUAUAUAUUGCAAGUCAACUCGAUCUACGACUCUCGAGACGCCAGCAAAAAAUAAUCGAAUAUAAGGAAAAUAUUUCGAUCACUACAAAUGAUUUUGGUGUCGUGACUAAAUAUGAAAAAGAAGAAAACGAUGAUAUAAAUGAUGAACUAGGUUACGAUGCAUUUGAACUAAAUGGAUCUGUGUCGAAAAUUGCAAAAUUCUCUCGAAAUUCUGACAAUAAUCCUAUAUCAGCGGCAUGUUCGGGGCAUUACAAUCUGCGAAAGCGAAUGAACAUUGAAAACAAUAAGUUACCCAAAAUUCAUAAUCUGGAAGCAGCCAAAGCUAUGGACUUAGUAUAUGAUAAUAGCAACUGUAAUGGCAACCGAAAUGAAGACCGUAAUGACGAUGAUAACCAAAACGAGAUAAUCCAUGUUAGACGGAUGUCGGAUAAUAAAAAAGAAAAUGGAUGUGAGCAAAAGGAAAUAUGCAAGAAUGCAGAAGGAAGUACAUAUGAAAAACAAUUGUUUUCGAAUAAAAUUAAUGGUCGGAGAAUAGGUAAAAGCAAGAAAAUGCUUUUUGUGAAAGAUGAACUUCACAGUGAUUCAAAAGAAAGUGACAUGAAUGUCUCGAAAGAUGAAAUUGGUACUGUAAGCUUUCGCAGCGAAAUCUUAGGGAAUCAAGUUGAAUGUGUAGGAACAAUUAAAGAAUCUGGUAUCAAUCAACGUGCGGAAGUUGCCAACAACAUAAAGAGUUUGGCUGUAAAAAACGAUCAGUUUGCUAUGAAAAUGAUAUCAAACGAAAUCUUAAAAACGACUGCGUGCAGCAACACAUUAACCGGAGUGCUUGACAAAGGAAAGCAAGAACCACCAACCUACGAGAGUAUUAUCGAUGACGAAUUGAAGCAACUAGUUUCUUAUAUUCUGAAUAAGCGACAGCUGAAGGGUGCUGAGAAAAUGAAAGUGGAAAAAAUAUUGGAAUUACGUGCGAAAGAAGCCAAACAAUUUGGAAGUGAUUUGAAAAGUUACCUCAGAAAAAUACAACAGCAGAUGAUGAUUGAAAAAGCUCCAGACACCACAAAGCAGCAUUUGCUCGAUGAUGUUGAAAAGGAAGUGAUUGCAAAAAUACCGAAUUUGGAUAUUGCACAGCUUCGUUUUCUGCUGUCACAUCCUGAUAUUGAUUCGAAUGUAAAGAAAGAAAAAUUGGAAGAACUUAUUGAAAUGAUCAAGAAAAAUGAAAUGGGACCAUAUUACAAACUUGUUUGUGGCGACAUCGGGAUAACAAUGGACGAAUCAUUAUUUACCGAGUUAAAGAGAGCAAAUGAGAAGCGUUUAAAAGAAAUAGACGAUGAGAUAGCAGAUGCAGAGCAAAACUUAGGGGAAAGUGAAGUACGACAAGCUUAUCUUCGCAAAAGCGAAUAUUUAUGUAAAAUUGGUGAUAAAGACGCAGCAGUCGCAUCAUUUAGACAAACAUAUGAGAAAACUGUUGGCAUUGGCUAUAGGAUUGAUCUUAUUUUCAAUCUUAUUCGACUUGGUCUUUUCUUUUUGGAUCAUCAACUGAUAAAUGCAAAUAUUGCUAAAGCAAAAAAUCUUAUGGAGCAGGGUGGAGAUUGGGAGCGAAAAAAUCGUCUUCGAUCCUACGAAGGUCUUUAUAAGAUGUCGGUGAGAGAUUUAAAAGGAGCUGCAGCACUUUUUCUAGAAGCUGUGCCAACGUUCGGUUCAUACGAACUUAUGACCUAUGAACAGCUUAUAUUCUAUACAGUUAUUUCGGCUGUCUAUGCAUUAGAACGUCCUGAUCUGCGCACGAAAGUUAUCAGAUGCAAUGAGAUCCAGGAGCAGCUUACUAGUGGUGGUGAAAACAAUGAAUUGGUAUCUGUAAAGCAUUAUUUGGAGGCUUUUUACGGGUGCAGAUAUGAUGAGCUAUUUGUCGUACUUGCGAAGUUGGAAAGAGAACGAUUAAAAUUUGAUCGUUAUUUAGCACCACAUUAUAAUUUUUAUUCGAGAGCAAUGCGUCUUAAAGCGUAUGAACAAUUUCUCACUCCGUAUAAAACGGUGCGUUUAGAUAUGAUGGCAAAAGAUUUCGGUGUUUCGAAAGAAUUUAUUGACAAAGAGUUACAUCGACUGAUUGCCACUGGUCAGCUGUAUUGCAGAAUAGAUGCUGUCAGGGGAAUCAUAAUAAUGAAUCAUCCUGAUACUAAAAAUCACCUUUAUCAUAGCGUUAUCAGAGACGGUGAUAUCCUGUUGAAUCGUAUACAAAAGCUGGCGCGUGUGAUUAAUGCUUAA